Messenger RNA from Cottoperca gobio, 4424 nucleotides. It is a transcript of the gene ccnt1, whose product is annotated as cyclin T1. The transcript is spliced from 9 exons. Gene Ontology annotation, molecular function: cyclin-dependent protein serine/threonine kinase regulator activity. NCBI's taxonomy places the organism in Eukaryota, Metazoa, Chordata, Actinopteri, Perciformes, Bovichtidae. Bases 20 to 2080 code for a protein of 686 amino acids. The record is from RefSeq and is a predicted model, not a curated record. Gene Ontology annotation, biological process: regulation of transcription by RNA polymerase II.
ACUAUCGUCCUUCUCAGUGAUGGCGGCUUCGUUUGGUUCUCUCCCUGCAAGCUGUAACAACAAAUGGUACUACACACGACAACAGAUCGACAACAACCCAUCUCGGCGAGCUGGACUUGAUCCGGACAAGGAGCUGUCCUACAGACAACAGGCGGCCAACCUGCUGCAGGACAUGGGACAGCGGCUCAAUGUGUCCCAACUUACAAUUAAUACAGCCAUUGUGUACAUGCAUCGAUUCUACAUGGUUCAGUCAUUCACCAGAUUUCACAGAAAUGUUAUUUCUCCUGCCGCUCUAUUCCUCGCUGCAAAGGUUGAGGAGCAGCCCCGAAAGUUGGAACAUGUUAUCAAGGUGGCCCAUGCAUGCCUCAAUCCUCAGGAUCCUUCACCAGAUGUACGCAGUGAUGCCUACCUGCAACAAGCCCAAGACCUGGUCAUUCUUGAGAGCAUAAUACUCCAGACCUUGGCUUUUGAAAUCACCAUUGACCAUCCACAUACUCAUGUUGUCAAGUGCACUCAGCUUGUCAGAGUUGUUCCAGCGAGUAAGGAUCUGGCUCAAACAUCAUACUUUAUGGCCACAAACAGUCUGCACUUGACCACAUUCUGCCUGCAGUAUAGUCCGCCGGUUGUGGCCUGCGUUUGCAUCCAUCUAGCCUGCAAAUGGUCCAACUGGGAGAUUCCUGUGUCUACAGACGGCAAACACUGGUGGGAGUAUGUUGAUCCCACAGUUACCCUCGAGCUGCUGGAUGAGCUCACACACGAGUUCCUGCAGAUUCUGGAGAAAACACCCAGCCGGUUGAAACGGAUUCGCAACUGGAAGGCUGGAGGUACGACACCAAAAGCCAAGCCAAAAGUCCAGGAAGAAGGUGACCAGAGGGACACCAUGAUGAGCAUGAUCUCUAUGGCCUCAUCGGAGAGUACCGUGGCAGGCUUGAUGAGCCUCUCGGCUCCACCUUCCGCCUCCUCUUCCUCAUCCAUCUGUGACAAAGACGGGGUUGAAUCUGGCAGCGCUGCGACUUGGAGUGGAAAAGGUCAGCCUGCAUCUGAGCUCAACAACGAGGUUCAUGCUCCAGCUAAAGUGUCACUGAGUGAAUACCGGGCCAAGAACGCAGACGUCCUGGCAGCCCAAAAGAGGAAGCUAGAGAACAUGGAGGCCAGCGUGAAGCGGGACUAUGCCAACGCUGCCCAGGCUCUCAUUGGUCAGCAGCAGAGGAAGGAUAAGCAGCAGCAUCAUCACCAGCAGUCCAGCUCCUCCUCCUCUGACAACCCGUCGCCCAUUAUUCUGAAAAUCCCCCUGGAGAAGGAGAGGCACGAGAGGACCUCUCUCAAAAUGCGCUUCCCCCUAGCUGGAGGAGGCAGCGGGCACAGUGGCAGUGCCCGAGGACAGGAACAGGACAUCAAAGUCAGAAUAAGAGUGCCUGAGAAGCAAAGGGGGAGUUCGGGAGAGGAGGGAAAGACCAGGGACAAGCACAGGGAACGCUCUAACCACCACCAUCAUCACCACCACCACCACCACCAUUCCUCCUCUACUGGUGCCUCACUCUCCUCUUCACACAAACAUUCAACUACUUCUAGCGGGGCUGUCGGAGGCAGCAAAAAAAUCCCCAGCGACUCUUCUAGAACAAGCUCCUCGUCUUCUUCCACAUCACGUAAGAGGACGCACUCCCAAGAUCCCACGGCAGGCACUCACCCUGGCUCUAAAGUCAGCAAGUCCUCUAGGAAUCCCUACCAGCUACCGUCCCUGUCUUCCUCCUCUGGGCAAACUCUGGGGCACGGCCCUGACAUUCUCCCCGCCCUGGGCCUCCCCCACCACCAAGGGAGCUUUCCGCACUCCAAAGGCGACAAAACGGACACGAAUGGGCACGGUGCAGCAGGCGGACCCCAGUCGAACGAGUACCAGGACACUUUUGAAAUGCUGAACUCACUUCUGAGCGCACAGGGGGUCCAGCCAUCCCAACCGUCCAUGUUUGACUACAGAUCCCAAUAUGGGGAAUACCGGUUCAGUGGUGGCUCCAGAGGGAACAACAGGCCACCGCCCCUCCCUUCAGAACCGCCUCCCCCACUGCCGCCGCUACCCAAAUAAGUUCCUGAUCUGGAGACGUAUUAUGUACAUUGUACUUGACUUUACAUAAAGUAUUGUUUUUUUUUUUGUUUUUUUUUACUUGCCCAACAUUUUUUUAAAGGCUUCAAUGUGACAGCAGUGAAAUGUACUGGUGAGAAAUGAAUUUUUAACCUUUUAGUUUUUUUUUUACACUUCACUUGUGGGGCAAUAAUAAGAGGCUUGAAAAAUGUGAGGAAAAAAAAAUACAGAAAAGUGUAGAUAAUAUUUUUUUCCUUUCUGUUUAACUCAAAUGAAAUGUGAUGAUGGGACCUGGUAUAUUUAGUAACACUGUUUGAGGAAGUCAUUGUCUUGAAAUCAUGAGGAAACUAAAAGAUUUCCAUCACAUACCUGUUAGGUCUCCUUACCGAUUGUCUUUUUUAUAAUGUUUUUAUAGUAUGUUAUUUAUUAAUUGAAUGCUUUUUCUUAAAAAGAAAAAAAGAAUAGACCCCGAUUUUACUUUUUUUUUUUAAGGUUUCCCCCUUUUGUUCUUUUUUUUUGGGCAGAGGGACAUUUCUUCAUCAAGACUGUACAGGCUAGUUUGAGAGUGCAUGUCUCCAAAGCCAUCUUUUUAAUAUAUAUAUUUUUUUUUUCUUCUUUUUUAACCGCCAUAACCUAAAAAAAGGUGAUUGCCCACACCUGGUGUUUAUCUAUUUUUUUUUUUUUCCUUCAUUAUUUGGUAAACUUGUACAAAGACUGUAAAAUGUUUAAAACAAACAUGAAAUAUUUUUUACAUUUUGUUAUGAAAAAUUGCAAAAAAAAAGAUGUAAAUUAAGGAAGCUUGUACUUUUUUUGUUUUUUUUAGAUUUUGAGUGUUGCAGUCAUUGUUUUAAAUGGUUGUAGAAUAUUCAUAUAUUCAGUGCUCUAAUGACUACACUAAUGGACACAGUUCAUACUAAGGAUAUACAUCUAUGGUUUUAUCAUAAGGGUUUAAAGAGUUUAAACAUAUCUACGGUAUGGUCACAAUGAAGGAAUUGCAACAAAAAAUCCCUCUGGAGAAGAAAUGUGAGUUUUUAAAUCCUGUCAUGUAAUUUGUCACUUGGUCAUCAGUUUCCUCUUGGGGGGGGGCGAGUCUUUUUUUGGUGAUCACAGCUAAAAUGCAAAGAAAGAAAUAGGCAGAAGAUAUACAACAUUUUAAGUUGUGUUAGUAUCUGCAGCGCCCUGAAACUGCCGAAUUGGGGAAAAAAAGGUUUCUGCUGGUGCUCACUUUGUGGUGACCAUAUCGAGCACAAUCUACAAUAAAAGUAUUCACAAUACACUAUAUCAAAGACUAAACAAAUGCCAUCUGUCUGUCUUUUAUGGUCGUCUUUCAUUUAUGCAUUUUCCUUUUGGGGAUGAUUUCAAAUGUCUAAACUCCAGUGUACGCCUGUCAAUUCAUGCUCGUCUGAUUUAAUCAUGUUAAAGCUGUCUUUUGACUUAAAGUAAAACAGUGGAUAUUCAGCUCCACAUGCCAUGAUUCAUCAAAAAAACUUUGCACGUGUUUUUAGUUGUGUAAAUCAUACGUGUCAAGCAGGUUAUCGACACACCUACAUGGUCAUGAGCAUGAAGUAUAAUACUCUAAUUAUUUAAAAUGACUGAAUAUGUGUUCAAAAAAUCUAGUGGAGAAGGUGUCACUUCUUGGCAAGAGAAUCGGGUAUCAUCUGUACAUUUAAUUCAUUCUAAGCUUUAUGUGGUUUUGAUUGUAUAGUACUACUGCUCUUUACCUGCUUACUUUUAUCAGUUAUCAAAAUAUUCAUUUGUUUUAGGCAGUUUACAGUAAUGCAGUACAACAAAUCAUCAGCCAUACAAUUGUAAAAUAUGUUUGUGCCCUUGAUUAUAUGGAAAAUAAGCUAAUGCUCAGGCAGCGGAGAUUUUAUUGGUUAUUCAACUCUUGUAAAAGGGAAACAGUAAAUGCACUGAAUAUUUAACAGUAGGUUUGCCUACAAUGCAAUUGACAAGGUGUUACAUAUAUAAUGGUUAAACUAUUUGAAUAGAAAAUGUCCAAUAUUUUGCCAAUUUCUUUAAUUGGUUUAUUUGAUCUGGACAAAUCUUCCAAUUUAGAUAUUAACUUUAUGCUUUGAGGAAAGUCAUGAAAAAAAGGACGCACAUUUAAAAGAUAAAACCCAUCUGUGAGAAAAAUGGAAGACACUCAUGCAACCUAACAAUGCAAAUUCACAGCUUCACGUCUUAGUGUUUUUAGUGACACUCAGGUCUGGAAAUGAAACGUUUUUUUUGGAUUUGUUUGUUUUGUUUUCAGUUAAAACGUUAUACUGUAUGUGAACCCUGUUCUUUUUGAUAUAGUGUGGUUGCUUUAUUCUCAAUUGAAAAGUCAAUAAAUAUUUUAAGAAAA